This is a messenger RNA of Apaloderma vittatum (bar-tailed trogon), 1195 nucleotides long. RefSeq names its product coiled-coil domain containing 83 (gene CCDC83). The record is from RefSeq and is a predicted model, not a curated record. The annotation marks the transcript as partial. The transcript has 10 exons. Lineage: Eukaryota; Metazoa; Chordata; Aves; Trogoniformes; Trogonidae.
AAUCGAGACAACAGACGCAGCAAUUGAUCGGGUUCUGUCUGGUCUGAGACAAGUGGAAAAAAAGAACAAAGAAUAUCGUGAAAAAGAUGAGCUUCUGAAGAGAGAACAGCAGGCGCACAUCAGGCAUGUACUAAGACAAAUAGAAGAAGAAGAGAAAGAACGAGAUGCAAAGGAGGUUGUAACUAGGGAGGACGUGGAAGAGUCCCUGAAAGCAGCCUGGCAGUAUGCCAGGGACAAAGAACAACUUCUGAAAGAUCUGCACUCCCAAAUUGAAGAAACUGACCAAAAACUUGCAGCAACGCAGAGUGAGAGAGAUUAUUGGUUGGAGUACAUAAAUGUAGGGAGUAAAAUACAGGUCAACAAGAUUAUGAAUCUGGAAAAAGACAUUCAGGAAGUCAAGGACGACCUUCAGAGAAGUAAAGAAUAUUACAGAAAUGCUUUGAAAGCAGUGAAAGAAGAAAAUGACAGACUGGUUGAGAGGCACAAGAUGUUAAGCAAGGAACAGGCCCCCGAGAAUGCUGUGAGAUUCUUAGACAAACACAGUCGCAGAGCUAUUGAAGAGAAUGAAUGGCUAAAAGAAGAGAUUAAGAUGUAUCAAAAGGAAGUAAGUGAUUUGCAAGCCUCUAUUCAGCUCCUGGAAGAAGAAAAUAUCGGUUUAGUGACAAAACUGAUUGAAUACAGACUUCAGAAUCUGAGAAAACCCAGGCAUUUGUUUCUCACCCAGGCAGCUGGCCUGCAAAUGGGAUUUCCUAAGGAUGAAAUGAAAGAAGUAGAGUAUAGCGAAUAUGCAGCAAAAGCAGGUGGAGAUGAAAGCCUCAGAAGUGCCACACUCCCCUGUGAGGAAAAACAGGCCUUUGCAAAGAUUCAGUCUAAACCAGAGAACGAGGAGCCACAAGACAGCGACGAGGAGCUACAGGAAAUGUCUUUCACUCCAACUCUCGAUGGCUUCUUGUAUGAAGAUGAAAAAGAUUUCCAGGAAUACCUAGAACUGAGUCCCCUGGAGACACAGCUGAUGUGCGUGGUUGGAAGAGCCAUGUCUAUUCAUAAAGAACCCGAAGAAAUGCCAAGUGGGAGCCACACAGAAGACAGCGUUACUGGUAAAUCCAGCAGGCACAUCACAGCUCAGAUGAUCAAGGACCUCUCUAAAGAGAAAUUAGACAAGCUGUGCCGUUCACAUAGAAAAAUGGCCAAGUGA